UGACAGAAUAGGCGGAGUUAAGAGAACACCAGCAAGAUGGCGGAGCGCAUUGCUUACUUGCAGGCUUUUGUAAUUUUACUAAAAUUACGUCUGCACUCCCAGCGGCAUUACAUGACAGCUCUGUACAUAACACGCAGACGCAGAAGGAGACUCCGGGCACGACGAAUGGCGCUGUUAAACAGGAUGGUACGACGGCCGCAUGCUGUGUGGGCACAUCCACGGGCACAGCUUUGGUGGGAUACUGUAGUGCCUGACUUUGAUUCGGAGCAGUUUUUGCAAAACUUUCGUAUGUCGAGGGAGUCAUUUGAUUACAUCUGCCGUCGUCUUCGCCCUUCCCUUCAAAAAAGAAAUACAAACUUUCGUUUGGCUAUACCAGUUGAAAAACGGGUUGGCAUCGCACUGUGGAAACUGGCUACCAACAGUGAAUACAGAAGUGUGAGUCAUCUGUUCGGUGUUGGCAUUGCUACAGCUUGUCACUGUUUGCAGGAUUUUUGCAACGCUGUGAUCAAAGUGCUGCUCCCUCUGCACAUUGCAUUACCAAAUGAUAGAAAGUUAGUUGAGAUGGCAGAUUUCUUCGCUCAUCGCAGAGGGACACCACAAUGUGUUGGUGCAAUAGACAGCAGCCAUAUUCCAAUUAUAGCACCAGAAGAAUACCCUCAAGAUUACUGUAAUCAGAAAGGCUGGCAUUCUAUAAUAUUGCAAGGUGUGGUUGAUGGAAAAGGUCUGUUCUGGGAUGUGUGUGUUGGCUAUCCUGGGAGUGUGCAUGAUGCACGUGUGCUGCAGCAAUCUUAUCUGUGGCAAGUGGUAAGCGAUGGGCAGUUCUUCAGUCACCAUAAAGUCAGUAUCUCUGGACAUCAAGUGGGUCACUACUUAAUAGGUGACGCUGCUUACCCCCUGCAGACCUGGUUGAUGAAACCCUUCACUGACACAGGCAAACUGAACGCACAACAACAGAGAUUCAACGCUAGCCUCAGCAGUACAAGGGCAGUUGUGGAGACAACCUUUGGAAAACUGAAAGGUAGGUGGAGGUGUCUACUGAAAAGAAAUGACUGCCAUUUGGAGCUGACCAAGAAAAUUGCUCUGUCCUGCUGUGUCCUGCACAACAUUUGUGAGGAGCACGGGGAUCAGCUUUUGGAAGAUAUUCAGUUGCAGGAACAGGACAAGCAGCCUCCUGCUCACAUAUCGACAGAUCCAAGGGAAGCGGAAGGAGCCGUUGUGCGCACAGCAUUAAGUGAUUAUUUCAACAACUGACGUAUAUUGAUACAGCCCACAUAGAUGGUGUGCUGAAUGACUUCAGGCCAUCAAACAUCGUACAUAAUGAAGACCUUGGAACGGCUUCUGCUUCAUCUCCUCAGACCCCAGGCCUUCCAUGCACUCAAACCUCUGCAGUUUUCUUAUAGGGAGAAGGUGGGUUUGGAGAAUGCCAUCAUCUAUCUGCUUCACCAGGCUUGCUCUCAUCUGAACAAGGGGAGCAGUUCUGUGAGGAUCAUGUUCUUCAAACUCUAGCACCUAAAACAUUAUCCAGCCCCUUACAUUGAAUGAUAAGCUGACGGAGGUGAGGGUGAAUUGUGAUCAGUAGCCCUGGCUCACCACAGGGGACUGUGCUCCCCCCAGUCUUGUUCAUCCUGUACACCUCAGACUUCAAGUAUAAAACAGAGUCAUGCCACGUGCAGAAGAAUAGGUCAACACUGAUUGUGGAUUUGUAAUUGUGGAUUUGUAAUGCUCUUCCUAAUUCUCACAUGAUUGAGACCUCCCAGGGCCAUGUAUGUAUUCUGCAAAACGUCAUUAUUUUGAGCCAAUCUAUGCCUGGCAAUAUGGGAAUUUAACAGUUGUCACCUCUGUUCCAGUGGUCCCUUGUUGUGAAUAACAAUAUCACUUUUUUAUUUGACAAGUGAAGGGCACUUUCUUCACAGUUAAGUGAAAAACGUGCACCUGUUGCCCCACAUGCAUUUUUUUGAGCCUCAAACAUAUAAUUUCAUAAAAUUUGCGUAUCUCCUAAGGGGACUAAGUAACAGCUCAGUGUUUAUAAACAAGCAGUACCCAUAUAUGCAUUAUAAAAAAUUGAGUUGUUAUUCUAAGUCCUUUUUUUUUUAACCAAAGUAAUAAAAAUGGAAUUUGUGAGAUGAACUUUGACCUUGAAACUUAGACUUAUGCAAAAGUUAAAUCUAACUAUAACAUGAAUUUCUUUCUCUCUCUCUUUUUUGAGCUUUCAGACAUACGUUCUAGCUCAGCCAAGUAGCUGUAAUAGUAAAAUGAAAUACAGCUCAUAAAAAAAUAUAUUUUUUUGCCUUUUGCACUGAAGAAUUGGCACUAUAUCUCAAAGGGAUUUUUGAAAUCAACGAAAACAUUUCUGAGCAUUGUAAGGUAGGUAUAAUUCACAUGCCAAAUUAUAUCAAAAUCAAAAAUGGUAAUUCAAAAGCCAUUCGUUGAAUUGAAACGGAAUGACACUGGAAACAAAAUCCCAUACAGAUUUUUAACUACAAAAAUAACACGGUUUACCUGAAAUGCUCGCCUAAAAUGCCAUCUGAGCACUGUAGUACUAUAGUUUCAAGCCACUAGCUCUGGCUGUGUGAUGUUUGCCUGUUUUGCUCAUGUCAUGGAAGUUUCCUCCAGCUGUGCAAAGACAUGAGGUUCAGUUUAUUGACAUCUCUAAAUUGUCCAUAGUUUGAUUUAUGUUUGCAUGUGCACUGGUACCUCAUGGGGA
Paramormyrops kingsleyae is the source of this 2704-nucleotide messenger RNA. Lineage: Eukaryota; Metazoa; Chordata; Actinopteri; Osteoglossiformes; Mormyridae. The record is from RefSeq and is a predicted model, not a curated record.